Acanthosepion pharaonis is the source of this 696-nucleotide messenger RNA. NCBI's taxonomy places the organism in Eukaryota, Metazoa, Mollusca, Cephalopoda, Sepiida, Sepiidae. The record is from the annotation of a GenBank genome assembly.
AUGAUGAACUUGCUGUCGUCGACACGUCAAGUCCAACCGUCGACACGACCGCACUGCAACGUUCAGUCGUCGACACGUCCAGUCCGACCGUCGACACGUCCAGUCCGACCGUCGCCACGACCGCACCUCAACGUUCAGUCGUCGACACGUCCAGUCCGACCGUCGACACGUCCAGUCCGACCGUCGCCACGACCGCACCUCAACGUUAAGUCAAAAAAGGAACGUCCAGUCCGACCGUCGACACGUCCAGUCCGACCGUCGCCACGACAAAACCUCAACGUUCAGUCGUCGACACGUCCAGUCCGACCGUCGCCACGUCCAGUCCGACCGUCGCCACGACCGCACCUCAACGUUCAGUCGUCGACACGUCCAGUCCGACCGUCGACACGUUCAGUCGUCGACACGUCCAGUCCGACUGUCGCCACGACCAGAGCGACCGCACCUCAGCAUCACGUCGUCAACACGUUCAAUCCAAACUGUAGACAAGACUGCACCUCAUCUUCCCGUCAUCGACGUCCAGUUCGACCACACUUCAAUUACCUAACCUCAAAGCCAACCAACCGAGCGACGAUCAACUUAACUACUAACGGCUUUAUAAAAGAUUACCUGACCAGUCUACCCGAACUUGACAUUUCAUUCAGCAAAUCUUUUUCUGUUUUCUUUGUACCAAUAACGCACGUCGUUUUAACGAAAUAA